AACGGCUGCGUUCCGGUUCCGGUCGGUUGCCCUGGGAUGUGAGUACACCGAGCAGUCAGUCCGACCGGAGGCCGAGGGAUCGUGGAGAGCGGACCUCGCACGCGGCGCCAUGAGCCAGCGGCAGGUGCUGCAAGUGUUCGAGCUGUACCAGAAUGCCCGGACCCGGUUCGUGCAGAUGGUGGCGGAGCAGGCCACCAGACCUCAGAACAUCGAGACACUGCAGAAUGCAGGUAUAAUGUCCUUGCUGAGGCCUCUCCUUCUGGAUGUGGUCCCAACAAUUCAACAGACUGCUGCCUUGGCUCUGGGGAGGCUGGCCAAUUACAAUGACGACUUAGCAGAAGCAGUUGUGAAGGGUGACAUUCUUCCACAGCUUGUCUAUUCACUGGCAGAGCAAAAUUGUGUCUACAAGAAAGCAGCUGCCUUUGUGCUUCGAGCAGUUGGUAAACACUCUCCUCAGCUGGCGCAGGCCACAGUUGACUGUGGCGCCCUGGACUCCCUCGUGAUAUGCUUGGAAGAUUUUGACCCUGGAGUCAAGGAAGCUGCAGCCUGGGCACUUGCAUAUAUUGCAAGGCAUAAUGCAGAACUGUCACAAGCUGUGGUGGAUGCGGGAGCUGUUCCUCUUUUAGUGCUCUGUAUCCAGGAGCCAGAAAUUGCUUUGAAAAGGAUUGCUGCCUCGGCCCUCGGUGAUAUUUCAAAGCAUUCUCCCGAGUUAGCACAGACGGUGGUGGAUGUAGGAGCUAUUGCUCACUUAGCCCAGAUGAUCCUCAACCCUGAUGAAAAAUUGAAGCACCAGGUCCUGUCAGCUCUCAGUCACAUUGCAAAGCACUCUGUGGACCUGGCAGAGAUGGUUGUUGAAGCAGAGAUUUUCCCGGUUGUACUUACCUGUCUGAAGGACAAAGAUGAAUAUGUGAAGAAAAACGCUUGCACUUUAAUUAGAGAGAUCGCGAAGCAUACUCCUGAGCUCUCGCAGCUGAUCGUCAAUGCAGGAGGCGUGGCUGCAGUGAUCGACUGCAUUGAGUCCUGCAAAGGGAACAUCCGGCUGCCUGGCAUCAUGAUGCUGGGCUACGUGGCUGCUCAUUCUGAGAACCUGGCCAUGGCCGUGAUCAUCUCCAAGGGUGUGCCCCAGUUGUCAGCCUGCCUGUCAGAGGAACCGGAAGAUCAUAUUAAAGCCGCGGCAGCCUGGGCUCUAGGACAGGUUGGGAGACACACUCCGGAGCACGCACGGGCUGUUGCCCUCACAAACGUUCUGCCAGUGCUGCUGGCUUUGUACCUGUCUACAGAGAGCUCUGAGGACCUGCAGGUGAAAAGUAAAAGGGCCAUAAAGAAUAUCAUACAAAAGUGCACCUACCUCCCAGCUCUCGAGCCGUUUCUCUAUGAUGCACCUCCCAAUAUCCUGAAGUAUGUAGCUGGACAGUUCAGUAAGGUGCUGCCUCAUGACAGCAAAGCUCGAAGGCUUUUUGUAAUGAGUGGUGGACUUAAAAAGAUCCAAGAGAUAAAAGCAGAACCUGGUUCUCUCCUCCAAGAAUACAUCAACAAUAUUAACAGCUGUUACCCAGAGGAAAUAGUAAGGUACUAUUCCCCCGGAUACUCAGAUACGCUUCUGCAGAGGGUGGACAGCUUUCAGCCGCUCACUAACUGAACAAAGUGUACUUUAUGCUCAGAUUCACAGAGGGCUAUGUACAAUUGUUAAAGAUCUUUCUGAAAUGUUUCACAUAAGUACAUCCCAGUUUUGUUCUAUAUGAAAUACCUUUAAUAUUUUUUACAUUUAUGUACUGCUUUAUAAAUUAUUAGCUUCAAUGUGUGAAAGACUAAUUAUCAUUUGCAUGCAUAGAGAUGCAUAAAGGAAGGUUUAAAAGGCAA
Messenger RNA from Mesocricetus auratus (golden hamster), 1860 nucleotides. It is a transcript of the gene Spag6, whose product is annotated as sperm associated antigen 6. The record is from RefSeq and is a predicted model, not a curated record. Gene Ontology annotation, cellular component: axoneme; acrosomal vesicle; sperm principal piece. NCBI's taxonomy places the organism in Eukaryota, Metazoa, Chordata, Mammalia, Rodentia, Cricetidae. The transcript is spliced from 11 exons. Gene Ontology annotation, molecular function: microtubule binding. The coding region runs from base 110 to 1639 and encodes 509 amino acids. Gene Ontology annotation, biological process: filopodium assembly; epithelial cilium movement involved in extracellular fluid movement; neuron projection extension.